AUGGGAAGUACCAUCAUGUUAGAGCUAUGUGCUAUGAAGCUCACAGGUAUUAGUGGAAUCAGGCAGCAUAUUAUGAAAAUGAGAGAUCUAUCCUCUCAACUGAAAACCUUUGAGAUGGAACCAAUUGAGCAAUUUUUGGUGCAAUUAAUUCUGAACUCCCUUCCUGCACAAUUUGAUGCCUUUAAGGUGUCUUACAACACACAUAAGGAAAAAUGGUCAGUAGAUGAACUACUGUCUAUGUGUGUGCAAGAAAAAACUAGGCUGUUGAUGAGUGGAAAGGGUGCAUCAAAAGAAGCUCAUCUGGGAGAAAGUUCCAAUAAGGGUGGCAAUAGGAAGGGAAAUAAGGAUGAUAAGAAGAAGAAGAAGAAGAAGAAGAAGAAAAGAAUCCCUCCUGCUACUGCCUCAAAUAAGAAGGAUGCCAGAUGCUUCUUUUGCAAGAAGAAGGGCAUAUGA
Messenger RNA from Neltuma alba, 453 nucleotides. RefSeq lists its product as uncharacterized. Bases 1 to 453 code for a protein of 150 amino acids. NCBI's taxonomy places the organism in Eukaryota, Viridiplantae, Streptophyta, Magnoliopsida, Fabales, Fabaceae. The record is from RefSeq and is a predicted model, not a curated record. The transcript has a single exon.